CUUAGUAUUAAUGGCAUUAUAGUCUAGUAAAGGUGAGCGGCCCAGGUCCAGGUCCAUGCCAGAGAUUCAUAGACAGCUAAAGAAACUAGGCAGCCAUGAAUCACAGCGACAUCGCCGAGACGCUAUCACAUUCUAUUGCUAGCAUUUCUGAUAAGGUUGCAACGUGCUCGAACCUCAUCAUUAUUAUCAAGACCCAGAGGCUCAGAAAAAAGCUAGCCAAUAUCUACGCCCGCAUGUUCAAGUUCUACCGAGACGCCAUCUCCUGGUAUUUACACUCAAGGAUAUCUAGGGUAUUCUCAAGUUUCAAUGAGAACUUGAAAAAAGAACGUGAGGAUGCCAGGAAGGACAUAGAAGACUGUAUCAAUGAACUGUACCGUGAAGCAUCCGUCGGUAGUACGGCGACGAUCGCUAUCCUCAGCGGGAAAAUCACUAAUCUCGAAACUGAGCUGUCACGCCAAAGGCAGAAUUACGCAGCGCAGGACACAGCGGCAGGGCGCCGCAUGGUCGUGAUGAUGGAGGCGAGCUGGAUGGACAGCAGAAUCUCAGGGCGGACCCUCGAAUCAGCAAACCCAACGCGCUUACUCGAGCCUGCGCCACAUGUGCAAGACAUAGCCCCAGCCAGCAUAACGCGAGCCCAAGCCCGCGCCCACAGCUCCACAAUCAAGGUCUUCGUCAUCGGGACUGAAGGCCCAGGUAUGUUUGGCGCGAGAAAAAUCUGGCUCGCAGAGGACGCGAUAUUCCCAAAGCUGCGCACGUGGAUGGUCGAAAACGCCUCGUCGCGUACGCUCUGGAUAUCCAGCCCCUACGACAAAGAGGGGACUACGAGCACACGCGCAGCGGCUCUAGCGGUUGUCACGGCAGCAUGGCAGGCGGAGACACCCCUCAUCUCGCAUUUCUGCCAGCGGCCACGACCGCGAGAAGUGCGAUCAGGCAUGAGCAUCGUGCAAGUAGGAUUACUAGGGUUAGUGUACAGUCUAAUUCACCAGCUGCUGCAGUUCGGUUCAGAAGAGGAGACAUUGCCCAUCAGCGAAGAAAAGAUGGCGGCUCUGGACGGAAGUAACGAAUCAUGGGAGGUAAGUCUUCACGGUCUCUACAACCCAUAUUCAAUUCCACAUUUUCAAUAA
Xylaria bambusicola is the source of this 1124-nucleotide messenger RNA. RefSeq lists its product as uncharacterized. NCBI's taxonomy places the organism in Eukaryota, Fungi, Ascomycota, Sordariomycetes, Xylariales, Xylariaceae. The record is from RefSeq and is a predicted model, not a curated record. The transcript has a single exon. The coding region runs from base 96 to 1124 and encodes 342 amino acids.